GAGCACUGCGACUCAGCGCGCCCGUUUUACCGUCUCCCGGUGUCGUCUCUCGGCAACAGCGACUCUGAUGGGCGUUUUUAUCUUCCGUUUACCGUCCUCGACGCUUGGAUAUUUUCUGAAGCCUCGAAAUGAAGCGAAUGAAUGUGAGCAACAAGAAGUGUCCUGUUGUUGUGCCUGUCUCCAGCAUCACUAGUAGUCAAGUCCUCUAUGUGGAUGCGCUGCCUCACUGGUGUUUAGUUAUCUUGUUUUCAGAGGAUUUUAUUUAAUGUUCUGUAGUGGACUACCCAACUUUCCCCGCCUCUUUGUUGCCUUUUUUCUUUAGUUUUUCCGGCUUUGAAACAAAGAUUUCAGGAACUCCGGGAAAACCAGCGACUUGACAUCACAGCUCCAGGCGGAAUAACCUUUCUUAGCGGUUAUUCGCCUUUACAAGCAUCUUCUCCUGGCCACGCUGGAAGUCGCCCCCCAUGUGGCCGUCAGGAGUGGGGAGCAGGCAGCCCUGCCCGCGGGAGUCGGCGCUGCGCAGGGCGGCCAUCAGCGGCAACAUCAGCGCUCUGCCGCCGCACGGCGUCCCCACUGGCCGCAGCGUCCGGGUCUUCAUCUGUGCCAACCCCGACGACACAGAGGCAGAGAGGAACGCACUGAAGGAACACGUCUAUCCCAAACUAAGAGACUUCUGCAGGGAGAACUAUGGGAUUGAAUUCCAGGUUGUGGACCUAUAUUGGGGUGUAGACCCAGAGGAGUGGGACAGUCCAGAUCUACAAAGACUCCGAAUGAAGCUGCUGGAGGAAUGUCUGAAGACCUCAGCGGGGCCAUGUUUUGUCGGUCUGGUGGGAGAGAAGUAUGGCAGCAUCCGAGUGCCAGGGGAAGUGGAGUCGGCUGAGUUUGAGAUGAUCUUGGAUGCAGCUGUGGAGGCGGGGCUGGACACACACAUCUUGGAGGAGUGGUACUGCAGGGAUGAGAACUCUGUGCCACCCACAUACUACCUCAAACCCAAAGCCCAGAUGCUCAAGAACUACCAGAACUCUAUGGAGUCGAGCACCGCAGCCAAGACGAAGAACGACAAGGCCUGGAGGAACGUGUCGGAGGAGAUCAAGAGGAUCUUCAGGACGGCGGUGCUGCAGCUCCAGGAGAAAGGGACCAUGAAGAGCGCUCAGGCAAAGAAAUUCCUCUGCUCUGCCUUGGAGGAUGAACUCGAUUUCGCCCUUGGGAAACAAACUCCAGCCUUUCUCAGGAAAUGCGUCUGCUACAUUCGCAAGAUCUCCAACUUCGACCGCUUUGCCAAACUCCCCGAGAUGACCCGCUACAUGGACAUCGUGGUGAGUGGCGACCGCAUUAUGCGCAACCAAGAAGCCUACGAACGCCUUCUGAAGGUCCGGGACGAGUUCAUCCCCACCAUCGUCGCUGCCUCCAACCUCCGUGUCUACUCCUCCGUCACGCAUUGCGACAUGAAGCUCGGCUAUUCGCAGGAAGUGGAGAGCCACUACGUGGAGGGUCUUUGCAAACAGUUCUAUGAGGACAUGGUGGAUAUCAUCCAAGCCACAGUGCAGCAGAACUUUGACACAGAGACCGACCCGCUGUACGAUGAGAUCCUGCAGCACCUGUCGCUGUGUAAAAGCUACGCGGCGCUCUACACGUUCCAGACCGAGUCGUUGGAUUACAUUCAAGAGUAUCUGAUGCCAUCUAAAGGGAGCAGAAUGAGCCCUAUGGUAGUGUACGGGGGGCCAUGCACGGGGAAGACGCUGCUGCUAUCAGAGGUGGCAAAACAGGCCUACACGUGGCUACAGACAGAGAUGGGCCCUGAAACAGAUCCAGUGGUCAUUGUCCGAUUUAUCGGCUCCAGCCAGCUCUCCAUGGACUUACGCACUCUCCUCCAGAGCAUUUGUGAACAGAUUGCACUAAACUACCGCUGCCUGAUUCACUUUUUGCCUAACAAGAUCCAGGAAAUGAGGGAGCUGCUAAUUAACCUUCUGGGGGAAUCCUCCUUCCACAGACCUUUGGUAAUUAUUCUUGACGCCCUUGAGCAGCUCUCAGACUCUGAUGACGUUCGUAAGCUUUGGUGGCUCCCCAUUCACCUGCCUCGGACAGUCCGCAUUGUAGUUUCAACGUUGCCCAACAAACAUGGCAUCCUGCAGAAGCUCCGACACCUCAUCCAUGAUGAAGGGUACUAUGUGGAAUUAAUUCAGAGGGACCGCAAGGUCUGCAGCCAAACGCUAAAGCAGCAGUUGCUCGGGGUGAAGAGAAAGGUCACCUCAGGCCAACAGAUCUAUGUCAAUGAGGCGCUCGCCAAGUGUACUUUGCCAAUGUUUGUCAACCUCAUCUACAGAGAGGUAGUCCAUUGGAGGUCUCACAAAGAUGUGGAUGACAGGUCCUUGUGCUCCACAGUGCAUGAAAGCAUAGAACAGCUUUUUUACUCUGUGGAGAACAAGUUAGGCCAAAGAUUCGUCUUCAGAGCGUUAGGUUACAUCACAAUGGCCAAAGCUGGGCUAACUGAAGUUGAGCUUGAAGACAUUCUGUCCCUUGAUAAUAUCGUUCUUGGUGAUGUUAUUGUGGCAACUUACCUCAAAAACCCCCUGAGAAUCUCUUAUGAUUUAGUUGCAAGGCUCAAAGAGGAGCUGGACGGUUACCUGGUUGAGCGACAGGUGCGAAAUGUCACCUUGAUGGUUUGGGCCAACAGACACCUUCAUCUCAUUGCCCAGAAGCUGUAUCUCAGCAAUGAGGAAGAUGUCCAUCAAAUGCACAGCCUCCUUGCAGAGUACUUCCUGGGAGCAUGGUCAGGAGGCAGAAAGAAGAUCUUCACCUAUGGCAACAACCAUUUCACUUCUCUGAAUAUAUCACAUCAUAAAAACCCCCACAAUCAGUCACACGAAAAAGCACCCUCUGAGAAGUACUCAUACGAUCGACAAACUCCUGAGCAGCCUUGGGUGUUCCAGUGCAACCUUCUGGAGCCUGACAUUUUCUUUGUUAACCACAGGAAGAUGACAGAGCUGGUGUACCACCUUACCAGGAGUGGGCGCACUGAUGACCUCAUGUUUGGUGUUAUCAUGAACUUCAGCUGGCUGUACACAAUGAUCAAAAUCGGCCAGUUUGAAAAGGCUUUAACAGACAUUGACCUUGCUUACAGCUACACCCAGGAAAAGGAACUGAAGUUCCUGGCCACCACUCUCCGUAGCAUUAAGGUUAAAGUGCUGAAAAACCCUGCAUCACUGUCUGCAGAACUGCAGCAAAGGCUCCUGCCUGUUGUCACCUCCCUGCCCAAGCUUCGACACCUCCUGUUGGAGUGUGAUAAAGAUGGUCCAAAGUACUGUUCCAUUGUGCCUCUCCACUCCUCUAUGGAUGUCACCUACAGUCCUGAGAGGCUUCCUCUGUGCUCAAGCUACAUGCAGAUUGUGGAGGUCUUGCCAACUCUAGCCCCAAACAUAGUCCUUGUAGCACUGGAAGAUGGAUCUGUCAGUACAUGGGAUGUAGAGAGUAGACAGCUUCUUAGACAGAUCGACACAGCUCGAUCUGUUGUUCUGGGAAUCCGGCUAACAACUGAUGAAAAGUAUCUGGUUGUGGCCACAACCAAAAACACACUACUUAUUUAUGAUAAUCACAAGUCCUGCCUUCUAUCUGAGGUUGAAAUCAAAGGGUCUAAGCAUAGUGGCGUUGCUGGUGGAGUAGCCUUUAUCAAUGGCUUUACUUUGUCCACCCAUCAUGCCUUGGCGUGGCUUGAGGCCAGCAAAGAUGUCAAUGUUAUUGACCUGCUCUACGGUUGGCCUCUCUACCAGUUCCACUGCUGGUAUGAGGUUACUUGUGUCCAGUGCUCUCCAGAUGGAAUGUAUGCCUUCUGUGGCCAGUACCUCAACACUGCAUCCAUCUUUCAUCUCGGAAAUGGAGACAAGUUGGCCACCGUGACCUCUGAGUUUUCUGGGGGAUUUGUGAAGUCCAUUCUAGUUCUGGACACCCUUCACCAAAUGGUGAUGAUCGACAAUGAAGGAAGUUUGUCAGUAUGGAACACCAAAGAGAUCACCAACCCACGGUUGAUGGAGGACUACGAUUGUCGAGGAGAUGACAGUGAGGUGGUUGGCAUCGAGUUAUCUGAAGACCAACGCUCUAUUCUCAUCUGCAAGGCCAGAAGCAUUGAGAUUCUGGACACUAAAGUAUGGAAAAUGGUAGAGAAGUUCAAAGCCAAACGUACUGAACGUUUCGUGGCCGCUGUCCUCUCCAAGAAUGGACAAAGCAUUGUGGCCUCCAUGGAAAACACCUCCUCCAUCUUUGUUUGGAGGAGGGACAGUGGACAGUGCAUGGCAAGCCUGAUUGAGAUCUCAGGGGCUAUUGUCAAACUCAUCAAAUCAGUUCACCACAACCUGCUCCUUUCUGUUGCCAGCAGUGGAGUGCUGUCUGUUUGGGACAUUGAUAUCAUCACCGCCAUGUCUAAUAUUGACAAAACAGGCAAGAAGAUCCAGACCUUGCAGCUGUCAGGGAGAGAGGAUUAUGUGUUUACCAUGGACGGUUCAGAAGCCGUCCACAAGUGGAACUUCAGCACUGGCUUUAUUGAGACAGUAUUUAAGCACGAGGGCAUAGUGGAGAACUGUGUCCUUACCUCCUCAGGGGAUCUCAUGGUUACUUCGGAUGACAAGUCCAGUCAGUACAUCUGGCAAACCACAACAGGAGAAAACAUAUUCCGCAUCAAUGGACAAAGAAUAUCACAGCUGCUAAUCACCCACAACGACCAGUUUGUGGUGUCCCUUUGUGAGCAGAAUGCUUCCAGAGUCUGGAGGCUUGCGACUGGGCACAAAGUCUGCAACAUCUUGGUCACCCUACAGAAUGCACUGAUCACCACAGCAAACACUUUCCUUGUGGGAACCUCCAAAAACAAGCUCCUUGCUGUCAGCCUGUGGUCAGGCAGUGUUUCCAAGAAGUUUGUAUGCGAUGAUGGCAUCACCAUCGUCAACUUCAAGCUCAUCCCUGACUGCCCUGACUGUGUCGUGUUCAUCACAUCCACGGAGACUGUCUUCAUCUGGAAUGUGGCUGAUGAGUCAGUUUGUCGGCGAGUCCAGUUGCCGACAAACUUCCUUAAAAAUCUAGAGGACUUCCAGAUCUCACCCAAUGGGAAACUAGGCAUUGUCUCCAAAGGUGACGAGAACAUUAAUGUCCUUGAUCUUCACAGUGGGAAGCUGAGGCUUGUCCAUGCUGCUGGUAUAAUCUGGCGCCAAAAAUUAUCAAGAGAUGGGCGCUACCUUGUUUAUGUCUGUUUUCGGAACUGCGAUGAGGACGAUGAUGCUGGUGUUGUGUCCAAUCUGAUAGUGAUGCGUCUUGCAGAUGGUAAAAGCAUUGGCACAUGCUCCCUUUACAAGACACCAACCUUCUUGUCUCUUUCCCAGCGCGCACUUAACAUCAUCAUUGGCUUUGAGGAUGGAAGCAUCGGCACAUACACAGUAGUAGACCGCGUGGAUGCUGCCCUCAAGAUAAAGAUAGCCACCUCCAACAGCCGACAGAUUGUCAACAAUGCCUCGCAGAAGGUGCGGCCCAAAUGUGGCAACCAUUCCUUUAAGACCGUAGCCGACUGCAUUUGGAGGGAGUCAACCGAGGUCUUCUCCAGGGACAGCCCAAUCAAUGUGUCUGACUCUGGUGAAGGUGAAUCGACCACACCUACAAAAAAGACUGAACUGCUGCAGUGAUUGGGAAAUCAGAAGUUGGUGGAGUCAGGACAGGUGACAAAGUUUAGAAUCUCUGGGGUUGCAGUUGAUUCUUGUUUACAGCCACGUGAUUCAGCUGCAGAUGUCAGCCCUCUGGGUAGUUAACGGGCCGACCAUUUUAACGCUGCACUCAAAUUAUGUAUUCCUUACUUCCAACUUAUGAUACAGUUUCUCUUUGUUUUACACAUGAAGACUGUUACAAAAAACUUUUUGAAAAGAAGAAAAAUGUAAAUUCUGUGAGGUAUUAUUUUGCCAUUAUGUGUCCUUUUUGCAUUUGAAGAACAGAGUUAUUAUUCAAAUGUCUUGGUCGAACAUUUUCAAAGCCAUUCCAGUGAUCUUAGCCACUUCCAUUGUACACAAUCUUUAUUUUCAUUGUGCACAUCAAGCCAUAAUUUUGUCUUUAAAGAAGAGAGUAUAUUUACGUUUGUAUCAACAUCAGUCAGUACUGUACAAAAAGGAAGAACUAUGAACAUAUGUACAUAUCCCUUUUUGGCUGCUGCAAUUUGUGCAACUCCUUAAAAAUGUUAUGUUGUGCUUAAUGCAAUCAAAGUGAGUGCCUGGAAUUUAAAAUGUUCUUUAUGUGCAGAUUACAAGAUUUAUGAAAAUGCAGGGAAUUUGUAAACACAGUAUACACACAGUUACAUAAUACUUGCAUUGACAUUAAAUCUGAGUGGUAAGCCUAGUCAAACCAAGUCAACAACAUGAGAGACUGGUGGCAUUGCUCUUUGUAAUGAUACUUGUACGUAGAAAAAUCUUGGAACAGUUUACGUAAAUUUGAUGUGAAUUUACUUGCAGUUCCAUCAGUUUGUGUGCUGUUUGUGUUAAGGGAAACACCACUAUUGAGCAUACAGUGUAGCAUAGCACCAUACACAUUCACGCCUUAAACAGUGUACUUGCUUUAGGUAUAGUGGAGUUUGUUCAAAUGUUACUGUAGAAAAAAGACACAGUGAUUAGCCCAGUGUUUCACAGAAACAAUUUGGUGAAUAUAUUUAGAGGUUUAGGCUGUAGGAGAAUGCACUUUAUGGGUGGUUUUGUGAGAAAUUGUUACAUUUAUUUAUAAGAAACAUUGUAAAAAAAUUGUUGAAGUGAUCUAGAGUUGUCUUAAAAUAGGUUUUUGAUUGCCUAUAAAAAUACACAACGCUGACCAGGUUCUUGCAGGCUACAGCUAAUUCACAUUAAUACUUAAGCCUCUCUUUAUACUUCUGAAGUCAUGACAUAAACAGAUGGCAAAGAAAGGGCAUAGGGAAAUCUAUGGAACCAAAUAAGGGUCAAAAACAACGUGCUUGUGCUAAUUACCUUAAGUUUUAACUUGUUUGUUUAUCUGCUCUUGUAAACCUGCUCAGCAUGACUCCAUAUCGUGAAUGUGUCAUUGCAGAAAUAAUGGGGCACUUGUAAAAGAAACUCAAAAUAAAUCAAUGGUUAGGAUCUGUAAAAGAAUCCUUAUGUAGGAGUCCAAGUUAUCUAAUCUCUUCCUGUCACAAUGGCAAAUUCCAAGUCCUGUCAAAAGCUUCAUUUCCACCUAGCGGUCUGGUUCAUUUGGUUCAGUAUGCAACUAUUUGGGUUUCCAUUGUCAAAAGUAGGGGUUGACUGAUGUCGAUUUUCAGGCCAAUACAGACAGAUUGUCAAUAGUUUCUAAGACCAAUAACCAAUAUUUAGGAUGGUUCUUCUCUUUUUUUUCUCUCUUACCUCAUAAAAAAUGAGGGAUUAGAGGGAGGUAGAGCCUCAGCCCAGUCAGUCAGGGCACCUCACCCUGUCUCUGCCUCUCCUGUCUCUCUUUUUUUCUUGUGAAGUUUUAUGUGAAAUGUAUGCACUAGGAAUAGUUGUCCUAAUGUGGUGGCCAAUCCAAACCAAGCUGUGCUGAUUUACUUUUCCAUCAUCAGUUUGGUUGACAGAGCUUCACAAAACUGCACCAAGAAUAGUCCUGCUCUGGUCAAACCAACUAGAGCCAAGUUGCUCACUGUAAUGGAAAAGCCCUAUAUGAAUCAUGCUAGGGUUAGCCGUAUCAGCUUGUCACUGCCGGAAGCUUGCAUGUAUUGAGCAUGGUGACAAUGCUGAUUGGGCUGUGAUGGCCAAGUGGUGGGGUAGGUGAGAUAAAAAAUGUCUCUGCAGGGCACAGGUGGCAGAAUGGAUAAGGUGUGUGCCCCAUGUACGCGGGCGGCCCAGGUUCGAAUCCGGCCUGAGGCCCUUCACUGCAUGUCUCUCCCCACUCUCUUCCCUGUUUCCAACUCUAUCCACUGUCCUCUCCUCUAUCAAAUAAAGGCACAAAAUGCCCAAAAAUAAACCUUAAAAAAAAUGUCUCUGUGCUGGUAUGGUAGGCAAUAAGAGCUAGCUCUGGGAUCCUGGAGAAUGGCUGUUUAGUCCUCUGGAGGUGUCAUAGGACUACUUGGAUGAAACAUUGGCGAUGAGAGGUUCCCACUUGACAACCCUGGCAGUGUGCUUUCUUCUUGCCUGACCCUGUGGUCUACGCAGUUUAUUCGUGGAUCUCUCCACUGAGCAGCGGACUGGUGAUUGGUAAAAUAAAACACUAGAAAAAAUUAUUUGCCAAAUGCUGAAUAACAAUCAGGGCAAUAACCGGUCAACCCCUAGUCAAAAGAGGGAAAGGUACCAAAGUAACCAGUCUGUACCAUCCUUCUUUUUGGCACCCUUCUGUUGGGCUACCAAGCCUACCUAUCUGUCAGUCAAGGGUGUAGUUAGACACUCUGCAGUCAGCUGAAUGGUCAAAAAACUUGUCAAUUCAAAUGUGACAGCAGUAAUAACUGAUAAGCAAAACAUGAAGACCCCAUCCUGGAUUCUGCCCACCAGUUAAGGGUAUUGUUGGCUGUGGAAAUGCAACACCAUCAGGAUUUACCAUAUCAAAUUGGACCAAAGGCGCCAAACCAACAUGAACUGCUAGAUUCACAAGACUUAACUGCAUCUUCUUCAUCUCUUUGACCCUAUUUUGACUCCAUAGAAAUUUGACUGGCAAAAUCACAGCAGGCUGAAACAAAAGCUAUCAGAUCUGGAUUGAUGACAAUCGAAGAGAAUAUACAGGUCAAUCUAUGAGGUUGUACCUUGCAGAUACCUUGAUUGCUUCUUUUAAAGCAUGUCUGUAACAACCCAAAAUGAGACCAAUCAUCUCCCAGGCAUGAUCGAAACCACACACUUACACUUUGACGUAUACUUUUUAAGGGCUAUUCCAUCUUAUUGUAUGUUUACUAAUUUUGAAGAGUUGAGAUAAAUGGCCCUUGGAUUAUUUCAAACCGGGUAGCAGCAACAAGCUUUAAAAUACUUUACUUCCCUCCAACUGAAGAGUUUCUAAAUUAAAAAGAAAACUAUAUCAUGUAAUUGCCAAAGUCCCAAUUAUAGUUUGUGUUUGAUUAUGUUGUCUCAUUGUUUUUGAGGCUUGUACUGUAAUGAUAUUGUUACCAAAUUGUUUCAGUGUUGGACUGUAAUUAUGUUUAUGAUAGAGAAAACGUGCUAUCUUUGCUAAAAAGUUUAAAAAGAGUCCUCUUAUAAAAUAUAUUGGAAUGCCAGUUUAAGAGUAUAUUUGAAUGUGUCCAUAUGGAAGCCAGUAAAUGGUAUUAUUGUAUGUUCAGUAACUUGAAUGACUUUUAAUAACUUAUAUGUUUGCAACUCAUAGUUGACAUACUGGUAUAAUGAAUGUUUCUAUGGUAUUCUUUGUAUUGUCAGGACUGACUUACCUGUUUAGAGAUUUAUAUUUUCAUAAAUGUUGUACUUACAUUUUGUUACAGAGUUGUUUAACUGGAAUUCAAACAGAAAAGAAACUUAUGUCUGAAGCAAUAUGAAACUAGUGUGUAUGCAUUGUUUGUAUGAAACAUUUUAAUGUAAUAAAAUGGUUCAC
This is a messenger RNA of Cheilinus undulatus (humphead wrasse), 9519 nucleotides long. Its product is annotated as NACHT and WD repeat domain-containing protein 2. The record is from RefSeq and is a predicted model, not a curated record. The transcript has 8 exons. Gene Ontology annotation, molecular function: protein binding. NCBI's taxonomy places the organism in Eukaryota, Metazoa, Chordata, Actinopteri, Labriformes, Labridae. Bases 465 to 5660 code for a protein of 1731 amino acids.